AUGGGGGUUGCCAUGGGGUCAGGGCGUGGUGCCCAGGUUGUGGCCAUAGGUGGCCUUGAUCUUCUAGGCUCUUGCGGGCCUAGUCUUGCACGCAUCGAAUUUGACAACCGCGACUUUUUAUCACGUUGCCUUUUUGCUGAAAAGCUACUGGCCCCUUUUAUAUCAUCUGGUAUUUUUUGGGAAGUUUUCAAGCUAUGGAUGAAGGGGUUUAAGGUUAUUGUUCUUGAUGUCCCUUUGUUGUUUGAGGCCAAGAUGGACGGCUGGACAAAACCCAUUAUUGUUGUAUGGGUUGAUCCUGAAACACAACUUCAGCGACUGUUGGCAAGGGAUAGGACGUCCGAGGAGGAUGCCAGAAACAGGAUAAAUGCCCAGAUGUCACUGGAUUUGAAGAGGAGAACACUGGGUCGCUGGAGGAUCUGA
Messenger RNA from Vitis vinifera (wine grape), 420 nucleotides. Its product is annotated as dephospho-CoA kinase. Gene Ontology annotation, molecular function: ATP binding; dephospho-CoA kinase activity. The coding region runs from base 1 to 420 and encodes 139 amino acids. NCBI's taxonomy places the organism in Eukaryota, Viridiplantae, Streptophyta, Magnoliopsida, Vitales, Vitaceae. The record is from RefSeq and is a predicted model, not a curated record. Gene Ontology annotation, biological process: coenzyme A biosynthetic process. The transcript has 2 exons.